CACCACGAUUUAACCACGUUAAAUUGAACGAAAAUUGAUUUCCCCUUGAAUUGAGCUAGCUCGUGGGACACAUCAGAUCCAUAUCAUUGAGAUUGAACCAUUUUGGAGCCAUGUCCAAACGAAGUAAAAACUCAUUAUUGACGCUGAACAAUCGCGAGAAACAUUUUAGUACGGUUAGAGAUGAACUUUUGGCGAUGAAAUACACCAUGGUUGGGCCUGGAGCCCCCAUAUAUCCAUAUGAUAGCCUGGAUUCAACCACUGCGGAGAGUCUGGCGAACGGUGCAGGGAUUAUGAACACCCCGGGGAAUAACUCAAACACACAAUCGGCACCAGCCGUGCCUUCACAGGGCACUUCAACGUACCCAGAUUAUAAUCCUUGGCUGGACCAUACCCAGAUACCUGGAGAUCAAGCAGCGGCAGAGAACUCCAAGAUCAUCAACACCGCAUACCUCAACAAGGGGUAUUUUGAGCCUCCGCUGGUGUCCAACGAGUACUACUCGGCUCGUAAUAUGAUCCAAAACACCAUCUUUCUGUCGCCAGCAGCUUGUCAGCUGGUGCUUCUGGAUCUUCUGUCACUGUUGGCAGACGCCUACAGGGUGCGUAACGACGAUGUCAACCGUAUCAGACACGAUCUGAACACGUUCCGUCUACCGCCCAGAGUGACCCUCACAUCCCUGAAGCGUGACGCAUGGAUGAAGGAUCUAGCCAAUCCAGAUAUUCCGUUACUGCUGCUACUGGGGAGAAUACCCCAUGGGGUGAGGAAUAGGGUUCUUGUGGAUGGACUAGUGGCGAAACAGGUGCCCUUACCUCGAGCCUUGUGGUUCACUAAAUGUGUGUUGUACUCGGAACUGGGCAAACGUCACAUGCACCACCAACAACUGCUGACAGCGUCAUCUUCUCAGCUAGGUGCUACAGGAUCUACAGACCCUCUACUUCAGGAUUGGACCCACCAACUAGUUGACUAUGUAUACAAAUUCUCUCGCGAAGUCGCUUCCAUCACUUCUCCAGAACGGAAACAAAUGUACAUGAGCAAAUUACGGUACCUUCUUUCUUAUGUACAAGCUCUCUACAUCGAGUGUUUGGUGGAUAAGGCAUUCUUUUUGACCCUGGUGGGUAAGUUUUUCCAUGUAGAUGCCUUGGUGAAGAGAACCAAUGAAGACGACGAAAUUGAAGACAACAAUGAAGAUUCCGAUGCAAUGGACGCCGAGUCAACUUCAUCGUUAUCGUUGGGCCAGAAGUUGAUUGCCUUAACAUUGGUGAAGACAUAUUGGACAGACCUCCUCAAACAUGACCAUAUAUGCAAGGAGUUAGCCGAGAGCUUGUUGUUGAACCAUUUCUUGAUCAUGAAGAGUAUGAAGCGGAAGAGAUCCGGGUCCAGUGGAGCCCAGGUAUUCCAUGGGUCUCAGGGAUCACCCGACGCCACUAAUGCCAACUUAUUCACACCUUCAACCAACGCCAGUCGUGGCACUUAUGACCCAGAGUUUGGCCCACCUACCGUUGCCUUACCGCUCCUCAAAUCGAUUGCAGAGUUGAUUCUCCAUCUUUUCAAGCAUAACUCAAGUCUGUUCAUCAUUCCCAACUAUUGGCCUGUGGUUUCCAAAUCAUUGAGUAACAUCAUUAUGACCUCCAGUGAAGAUAACUCACCUGAAAAGCCUCUCUUGAAGAAGCAAUUCAGACUCAUCAAGUAUCGUAACGAGAGUUUAAUGUUGUCCUCCUCUGAUGGGUCCAUGCCAUCCAUAAGGUCCCAAGAUGAUUUGCUUUCAGUGGUGCAUCAAUUUGAAACCCUCAAGUUGAAUAUGCACCUUGCGGAAAAAUUUGCAGAAUCAGGACCCAGGGGAACCAUCUUGGUCAAGAUCGUUCUUCAUUAUUGUGUUUCUCCAAGUAACUCCACCGAAUCUAUUUUGGUGCUUUGUAACUUCCUCAAGUCUCUAGUUGUUCCCAAAAUCUCUCCAACCCAUAGAGCAGAGUUUGACAGUGAAGUCUUGGAAGUCAUUUACACUUUGGCAGAAGACCACUUGGAGAACCCAAGAGUGGAUUCACACCGUCUCUAUGUCCUCAUUAACGAAUUGUACCAAUUGAAAAUCCUCACCAUAUCUCUGUAUUUGCGGAAAUUGAUUGCCUCUGGAGUCUUUUACCAAUCAGGAAUGGGAAGCACCCUGGUUUCAGCACAUUUAGAAGUGUUGAAAAACCUCCCGGUAUUAAACAAUAAGCAAUGUGAUAGUAUAUUGAAGAAGUGGACAGAACGAGGUGGUGACUUCCAAAAACAAUUUGAUCAAGGCAAGCAGAUUGUUGAGGAGGAAAUAUUGACAAUGUUCACCAAGGACUAUGACCCUUCAAAACCUUCUGCUAUGGACUUGAAGAACCUUUCAGUUGGACUCAAGUUUCUUCUCAUUAACUGGACAACUACCCAGAUAAAGUCACUCAUAAUCAACUCUCCAAAGCUUGUACAUAUCACUCCAGUGAUUCUUGCCAACUUGUACAACUUUUACUUGCUGUGCGACUCCCUUACCGUGUUUUUCAAGGUCAUUCUUCGUUUCAUUUUAAAGAAUGACGGUAUGAUUAUCAUUUAUUAUUUGGAUACCUUGCGGUUGAUCGCUCGUUUGGUAAUGAAACAUGAAAAAUUGGUUAAUUUGGUGCAGCCCCAACCUCAACCAUUAGCCAAGUCUGAAAUUCGAAGCAGCCUGUUUGGAGCUGAAUUGAAUUCGCCCAGUGGUCCUCCAUUUGGUGCUGGCUCGCCAUUUGCUCUGGCCAGUCCUGCCCCCAACUCUUUACAAAGCAUGAGUUCAAUAUCAACUCCAACGAUUUAUUCACUCAUUAUCAACUCAUAUAUUGAUCUAUCUACUAGAGAUGCAGACUACUUUUCAUUUCAUCAAGUUUGGAAAUUCAUUGAUCAAAUCUAUGAAAGCUCUGGACCAAAUUGUUCGGAUACCAAUCAUAUUGAUGAAUUCUCCACCCCGUACCCUCCUUCCUCUGGGAUCUCUACCGUUAUCCCCCCACCGCCACCUCCUACUAUUCGAUCCCAGUUGGAUAUGCUCCUUCAAUCCCGGAGACUGGCAUUAUCCCCAUCUGAAAUGGAAGAACUUGCUGCUCAGUUCCCAAUUGACAACGGACAGGAUCCACUAGAACUUUUAACUCUGGUCUCCGAAAGUCAAGAGCCACUACUUAUGAGGUUAUUAGUUUCUCAAAGUGAUUCCGAUCUCUCGAAUUUCACACAUCGAGUGAAAAACACCAUUGCAAAAUUGGAUUCAACUUCACUCAUCAUUACCAUUCUUGUGAAACUUGUGGUAAAUGACGUGAUUGAGUACAGUGUAGCAUUGGAAUGGUUCCCACAUCUUGCUACCCUGGGAACAGACCAUCUAGCAGUAGACCAGAAACUCUCACUUUCGGUAAUUGAAGAUCGUUACUAUUUCAAGUCUCCAAGAGUUCUGUUGACAUUGUACAACAAGAUUUCUCCAGCGAUUCUUGAACAAGUCUCCAUCAGACAUCGUGAAAUGAUGUUGAAUGAAUUUCUUGACCCUGAGAAAUCAAUUGAUGAUUUCUUGGACUACUUGAAGGUAGUGGGGUUAAAACUUGAUGCAAACCCUUCAGAUGAAACAUUUUGGUACCAGGUAGCCUCCAUUACCGAUGAAUUCAGUCUUCCAUUUGUUCAAGUUCUUUUACGUAUAGUACAAAGCAAAACCAAUGGUUCCACUCUUGCACAAAUGGUGGAAACAUUUAUUAAGAAUAUCAGGCUUCAAUUUGACCCACUGAACCUGUACUUUGGGGAAUUGUUUGAAUUCUUGGAAUGGGAUCAUAGAUUACAAGUAUUAGGAUGGUUAGAGGAUGGAUUCCUCAAAAAGAAUUUAGGUUCAGAUGGAGAUAACGAAGAGGUUGGGUUCCUUCUUGAAUUCCCUGAUUCUGGGCCACCUCUUAAGGAUUUUUUCAAGAAAUUUCUGGUCACUGCUUCCGUUCCAACUACUCCUUCAUUCUUUGAACUUCUCACCAAAUACGUGACAAUACUUUGUGACGAAAUCAACCUGGAUCUGCCCUCUAAUGAAGUAUAUACGUCGCUAUGUAUCACCCUUCGAAUCCUUAUCAUCCACAAGGAAAACCUUGGGCCAAUAAUUGCCGAAACGCCAUCAUUUUAUUCACUCUUGGCUCAAAUACUCAACUCGAAGUACCUCUCCAGUGCUGGUCAUGAAAAAGUACGGAUUUUGCUCUAUGACUUGUUAUCAUUGAUCCUGUCAUCCUCCGCACCUCCAAGGAGCCCGGAGAAGUCUGGUACCGCAGAAGAUUCUACAUCAUCGUUGCCACAGAAAAGUUGUUUGGAAACUAUUACCGCUACUAUUAGUCCGCCUGAUAGAUCAAAUCCUCUAGCACAAUAUGUUACGCCUAUGCCAUUUUCACUAGCUCUUGAUCAAGAUGAGCUUUCAAACGAUGGAGACUUCCAUUUUGUUAAUGGUGACUCUUUAGUUGUUAUCGAUAAGAGAGAACAUACACAGAAACUCACCUUCAAAAGUUUUGAGAUUCUUGAGGACACUGGUGACGAUAUCAACGGAGGAUUCAUCAAUCUUCUGUUGUUUGAAGCAUAUACUACCAAGCAAAACCCCCCAUAGUAGAAUGUACUACACCUGGAAGCGGUAAGACGCUCCGCUGGCCCCUGCUCGGGGAGAGCCACCGCGUGGAGCUUAGCUCCUCUACGAGGAGUCCUGGUCCCCCCUCUUGUCCUUCCUCGUCAGAGGAACAAGGCCCCCACGGCUAGUGGCCCACGGAGUGCCAGCGGAGCGGCUCGCGAACCCCGUAGGGCAGCACCAUUACCUUCCCUACGGGGUUGCACGACGCUCCGCUGGCCCCUGCUCGGGGAGAGCCACUGCGUGGAGCUUAGCUCCUCUACGAGGAGUCCUACUAGCCCCAUGACCUUCCUCGUCAGAUGAUCAAGGUCCCCACGGCUAGUGGCUCACGGAGUGCCAAGAGGAGCGGCUUGCUUAUCAUACAGGGUGGUGUGUCCCCAAGACUCUUAACUAGACCCCUUUUCAGGUACACUUUUUCUACAUGGUAUGUAUUCUACAUAGCAACAUCUUCACAAAUAUGACAAUCCACCAUCUUUAUAGAAGUAUAUCGGGUAAAUGAAAGUUUUAGAACC
[Candida] anglica is the source of this 5122-nucleotide messenger RNA. NCBI's taxonomy places the organism in Eukaryota, Fungi, Ascomycota, Pichiomycetes, Serinales, Debaryomycetaceae. The record is from the annotation of a GenBank genome assembly.